AGAUUAUGAUUGAUGCGAAGCAUGAGAAGCAGCAUCUAUUUUCUAGUUUAUUGGAUGCUGUGAAACAAUGUCAAAUUCGGUUUGGUGGUCGUCAAGAGCUAGCAACCGAAACAGACGUUCGGGUAUCCAACUUAUGUGCGCGCUACGAAACUGUUCUGCAGCAUGGUUUUAGACGAAGCAUAACCAGUAACGCACCGUUCAGAAACGUAACGUCCGGCCUCUGGAGAGAUCCUGACGUAUUAGUCUUUUGGAUCCUUGUCAAAGACUUGCUGAGCAAGCAUGAAUGUGAGCGGUACAUGUGUCUUCAAAACAUUAAAUCGGAUGUUGGAAGGGGGAGAGCGUGGCUUCGAUCUGCUUUGAACGAGCGAUUCCUUGAACGCAGUCUGAUCGGAUUAUUGCAUAAUGAAGCGAAAUUGGAGGAGUACUACGAGCCGUGGUCAUUACUUCGCGACGAAGAAAUAAACUCCAUGCUUCCGACAACAGCUGCAGGUCUUGGAUCUAUUUUGUUCGCCAUUGCGAUCGACAGAGAUGAUUUAAAUUCCAUGCCACUGCAUAUGACGCCUUGCGGAAUCAGCGUUUCCGCGGAUCAGAGUGCAACGGAUCCUGAGCCUGUGUUUGCCACAUCGCUUAAGACAAUGGCUGUGAAGAAAUCUCGGAAAAAGAAACUGCACGCAAAUCACGUGAUUCUCAGUGACGACGACGUAGAAGGAAAAACUGUAACUCUUGCAGUACCCAUCCCCUGCGCGAGAAUCAGAACCCCAUCAGACACUGCAGCGAGUGAAAAUAGUGGCUCUGGUUUCCUUGGCUCAUCUCCUCAAAGUUUUAAUUCUGACUACCAGAAUCCUUGUCGAUUGGAAGAUUCUGGGAAAUUUUUGGAUAUCAUAUCUACAUCUCUCCCGGAGACAUCACCGAUUGCAGAAGCUGGUGUUUCUGUUGCCUCUCACGCUCUCACUCCAGUAACAGAACCGUCCAUAGGAGAACUCAUUCCAGUUUUUGAUGCCCCCAGCAGUGAUGUUGAUGUUUCUUGUACGAGGGAACCGAAGGAAGAGCAUAAGCGGAAUCUACCGGAUGAGCUUGAAAUGGAUUCCGGAGAACUGCGAAGAACACUCUUCUCCGUUCUGUCGAGAAACACUGAUCUGGAAACUGAGGUAGAGCGUUUAAAACAGGAUCUGAGAGUGGAGAUGGAGAAAACGUCGACGUUAAUGGUUGAAAUUGUUGAGUUGAAGCGACGAUCUGCGGAAAAAGCUGAUAAGGCAGAGUUGAAGCUCAGCACAUCCAUGAGAGAAAAUUCAUUGUUGAAGCAGCAAUUGAAGAAAUACGUCGGCGCGGUGCAGCUUUUGCGGAAUCGAGAAAACGGGUUUAAUGCACCGGAUGUUUUGGAAUCUCUGGAAACCGCUCCUUCGGCCUUGCCAGCGAUUCCCCACAACCAACGACUGGAGACACGCCGAGAAGCUGCCGAUUAUGAACAGAAAUUGAUCCAAGUAGCUGAAAUGCACGGAGAACUGAUGGAGUUCAACGAACGCUUGCAAAGAACUCUUCGUGCCCGAGAGACUGUGAUUGCUAGACUGCAAGAAGAACUGGUGGACCUAAGGGGUCCAUUACCUGAUAGUCUACACUUGUCAGAGGACGACGAUGCUAGUUCGGUUUCUGAUUUCGACAACUCCUCGUUGUCGGCUGCGUCGAGAGUGUUAAUCAACAUCUGGAUUCCGUCUGUGUUUCUCACCGGCGGUGGUUCGGAUACGCAUCACGUGUAUCAGGUUUAUUUGCGUAUCCGAGAUACGGAGUGGAACGUGUUUCGGCGCUACUCGCAGUUUUUUGUUAUGCAUAAGAGCCUCUGUAAACAGGAUCCGAUUUUGAACACCUUCGACUUUCCGCCGAAGAAGGCUAUCGGCAAUCGGGAUGCCAAGUUCGUGGAAGAACGGCGACGACGAUUGCAGCAUUACGUGCGCUGCAUUGUGAAUUUCAUGGUGCAAAAUAAUCCAGUGUUGGGUAGCAAUCCUGAUAAGGAAACGCUGGUUCGAUUCCUGCCAUUUUUCAAGGAGCAUGCUAAUAUGGAGGUCAAGAAACGUCCAGGAAGAUCGUUCUUUCGUCGCAAGCCGGAGAGAACUGCGUCUGCUUCUCAAAGAAUAUACACUGGACUAUGAUCCUCAGAGCUUGCUGUGAUUUUGCGGAGUAUUUCGGAAUUUCCCUUAUUGAUCGAGUGCUAAUUGUCCUCACCUAGCUGGAACAAACUCAAGAAAGGUCGUUUGAACGAUGGCGAACACGAGAAUAAUCUCAUUUGUGCGUUAUUACCUGUGCUUUAAAUUUGAAAGAUCCUCGAUCGGUAGGAUUGUUAUCUGCAAUAAAGUUCCGCCUCACAGAAAGCUUUAGAAAUGAAAGCUUAGGUGCGAGAAACUAGCUUCGCUCAGGGAUUAUAUGAACAGUGUUUUGAGUACAGAGGAUAAACAUGCUUGUUUACGAUGUCUAAGAAGCGUCCCCUGUUCAUGAAUAUUCUCCCUCAUGUUGUGGGCAUUCCAAUAGUUACGUUCUUUUGUGAGAGAAAAAAAUGAAAACAAGACUUGUUUCGUGGAA
Molecule: messenger RNA, 2571 nt
Organism: Notodromas monacha
Lineage: Eukaryota; Metazoa; Arthropoda; Ostracoda; Podocopida; Cyprididae
Source: the annotation of a GenBank genome assembly